AUGUCGAAGACCGUUCAGCGUCUGCGUCAAGAAUACUUGCAAAUCGUUCGAUGUCCCGAACCAGGAAUCUAUGCUGAACCCCUCUCCACCAACAUCUUAGAAUGGCGAUUUGCUCUUGAUGGUCCCAAAGGAACUCCUUAUCAGGGAGGUCUUUAUCAGGGCAAGCUUAUCUUCCCAUCGUCCUACCCGUCCGGUCCACCGGAGAUUCAGAUGCUGACACCCACCGGACGCUUCAAGACCAACAUGCCCAUCUGUCUUCUGCAUUUGAAAAGGUUCACUUGGGAUCCAGCCUGGAGCGUGGCUUCCGUUCUGAGCGGCUUCCGAGAGUUCAUGGUUCAUGGCGAGCUGACCAUUGGAAGCGUGUGGUUCACGACGGAUCGUCACAAACGCCAUCUGGCGGAAGACAGCUUGCGGUUUAACCUUCAGGACCCGGUCUUCUGCGAGCUGUUUCCAGAUCUGGCUCAGUCUUGCAGAAGGCGGAUUGAAGAACGCUGGACGAAGGAGGUGGAGGCGAUGAGAAAGAGCGUCGGCAAAGGAUGUGGCAAGAGCGGAGACGAGAGGAUUGGCUGCGACGAUAUGGGGAUGGUGGUUUUUGUGUUCGUGUUCUUUCUGAUGGCCGGCGUGACAGGAGUUGUAACACUUGUUUGUCUGAUGAAAUAA
Messenger RNA from Ornithodoros turicata, 660 nucleotides. Its product is annotated as ubiquitin-conjugating enzyme E2 J2-like. The record is from RefSeq and is a predicted model, not a curated record. Lineage: Eukaryota; Metazoa; Arthropoda; Arachnida; Ixodida; Argasidae. The transcript has a single exon. Bases 1 to 660 code for a protein of 219 amino acids.